Molecule: messenger RNA, 776 nt
Organism: Raphanus sativus (radish)
Lineage: Eukaryota; Viridiplantae; Streptophyta; Magnoliopsida; Brassicales; Brassicaceae
Product: protein SMALL AUXIN UP-REGULATED RNA 8
Exons: 1
Coding region: 161-487 (108 amino acids)
Biological process (GO): response to auxin
Source: RefSeq, a predicted model, not a curated record
ACACAUAUUUCUCACUUCUCUCGCAGACACAUAGAAAUAUACAACACAUGCACGUCAUUAUAAAUAUUUACACCUCACCACUCAAUAUUAUCCACCAACUCCGCCUCUCCACAAACACAACAAAAAGCUUUUCUCUCCAAAUCACCCAAAACUCAAGAAAAUGGCUAUUCUCAAGAAAUCUACAAAACUUGGUCAAACAACAAUGCUUAGGCAUAUUCUGAAGAGAUGCUCGAGCUUGGGAAAGAAGAAUGGAGGAGUAGGAUAUGAAGAAUAUGAUCUCCCACUUGAUGUACCAAAGGGACACUUCCCUGUUUAUGUAGGAAAAAAUAGGAGCAGAUACAUAGUUCCUAUCUCUUUUUUGUCCAAUCUUGACUUCCAAUGUCUCCUUCGAAGAGCUGAGGAAGAGUUUGGUUUUGAUCACGACAUGGGUCUUACCAUUCCUUGCGAUGAACUCUUCUUUCGAGAUCUGACUUCCAUGAUCCGAUGACAUCUAUAUAGUUUCAACAAGACGAAGAACAAAUAAGCUGAAGGAGAUAGAGAUGGAGAUGGUUAAAGAUGAAGUUCUAUUUUAUUUUAUUUUUUGUAGCUUCUCUUUUUUUGAACAUCCUCUCUCUUUUCUUUAGUUUGAUGAUGUUUUCUCUGUUUCUUUUGUCGUUUUUAAGCUCGUCUUGGGUAUUUUUGGAUUUAAAUCUCUGAAGAAAGCUUGUAAUAUUUUCCUCACGGGUAUCUGGUUUGUUACUAAAUCUGUGAGAGAGGUUAAUUAUUAUCUUCGAUGA